AUGAGACGGCUGACUGGGAGAGAAUGGCAGCUUCACGGAGAAAACGGAGGAAAAUCAAGUGAAGGCGUUUUCACAUCAAAAAUGUUUCAAGAAGGAGAUUUCCUUUUGGAAUAUAAAGGUGACUUGAUUACAAAGUACAGAGUUGCCAGACAAUUAGAAAAAGAUUAUGAGGAGGAAAACAGAGGCAUCGAUGCAACGCAGGACAUAUUUUUUGCCGGCCGUAUGGUAAACGAUGCAAUAAAGGGAGAUAUAAGAAACAAUGCAGAGAUGAAAAUAGUUCUUGUACAUGGAAAACCCCAUCUAUGCCUGUUUGCUACCAAAGACAUUUCAGUAAAUGAGGAGCUGCGGUUCAAUUACGCAGUGCCAAAUUUACCAUGGAGAAAGUCUGAUGAAGACGUGGCCCAUGAAGUUAGAAAUGGCGUCAGACAUUUGGAGUCCCAAGCCGAAACUUUUGCUGAUGAAGAUGUAGUCUACAAAGAUGGAAAUAGUCUGAGAUCUGUGGAUUCACGGAACGAUACCUUGGCAAGUUCUUGA
Molecule: messenger RNA, 534 nt
Organism: Dreissena polymorpha
Lineage: Eukaryota; Metazoa; Mollusca; Bivalvia; Myida; Dreissenidae
Product: N-lysine methyltransferase KMT5A-like
Exons: 5
Coding region: 1-534 (177 amino acids)
Molecular function (GO): protein binding
Source: RefSeq, a predicted model, not a curated record